Molecule: messenger RNA, 1127 nt
Organism: Sesamum indicum (sesame)
Lineage: Eukaryota; Viridiplantae; Streptophyta; Magnoliopsida; Lamiales; Pedaliaceae
Source: RefSeq, a predicted model, not a curated record
AUGGUACAAUCACGAAGAACGACGGGCCGCUGUCCUUUACUGGCAAAAGCCCAUUCCACGAUCGCUCAACUCCACCUCUCAUUCGCUUCCACUAUCUACACCAAGGCCGAAGAGAAAGGAAAGGAAAAAGAAGAGAUAAAACUGAGCAGUGAGAGGCUUUUCUCUGCUUCUACAACAAUGGAGAGCGCUCUCUUAUGUGCUUCUUCUCCCGUUAUUUCUUCACAAUGUCAUUCUAAAGCUUGCGAUCUUGGAAGAAAUUUUCGCAGUUCGUUCAGCGGCAAAUUGCUGUACAAGAAUUCCGUUUUGAUAAGAAACACUGGAACUGCGUCAAGAAGCCGCGCCACUGUUUCUUCUCUGCUAGGAAGGAAAGUGAAAAAGGAGACCAUCAUACCGGACCCCGACUACCGUAUUCCAAUUGUACUUCUAGGGGCUGCCGGUGGUUUUGUUUAUGUCGAUAAUUUAGCUGCAGCAGUUCCUGUUGCUCUCCUUGGAUUACUCCUUUUAGUCCAGGCAACAAGAGUGAGAUUCGUAUUUGACGACGAGGCCCUGGAGGUGAAAGUUGGAGACCAGCUUCAGGAGUCGGGUGAAAAUGUUUUUGUGGGUGGAAAAAACCGCUGGAAAUAUUCAACAUUUGUAAACUGGGAGCUCUGGUGGCCUUCCUUCCCAAUCUUAGUUUAUUUUAAGGAGAAACAAACCAAAGCUGAAGGACAGAUUCACUUUUUCCCAGUAAUUUUUAAUGGGAAGCAGCUCUAUGAUGUUAUGGUGCAAAGGUGUGGUCCUUCAAAAACUAGCGGGCCUAAAUAGUUGUAAUGCCUAAAGUUUCAAAUUGAAAUCAGUGUCAGAUCAUACAAUAUAUCAAGGGACGCUGGACCCGUUUAAUUCUGGAAGCUGAACUGCAGAAGAUUUAAAUCAUGUAAGCUUUUGCGGAUUGCAUCACAUCUAUUAAUCGAUGUGGGACUGCUGCGGCUAGCUAAAUUUUUUCUUGCAAAUGAAUGCACUAGUCUACCUGUAUAAAAUCAUGUAUAUGAUAGAAUAUAGCUCAUUCGAGAUACUUUUAUACCUUAUGCUUUUAACUGGAAUUGUUAGCUCGUAUCUACCUGUAACUUUUAUUUUUCUUGUCUUAUGUC